CAUGGUAAAAUAAUUGGUUGACAUCUCCAGUUCCUUUCAGGGAGCAGUUUUGAUGACUGAGCAGUGGGGAAUGCAGGAGGAGGAGUAGUCUCGCCCUCAGCUAAGAGUUCCAGUGAAGUGCAAUUGUUCUAAUGAAUGUUUUAGGCUCGUCUACAACAGCAUGGUUCACUUAAAAUCAGUGGAAUGUUGGCUUAAGGGAGAGAAAAACAGACUGGCUGCUUUUAAACACAACAGUCGAGGGACGGGACACCCAACAACACACAGCUCCUCCUGCAAGUCUCUGCUGCUGCUGGUCUCCUGACUGCUUUCCCCGCACUCCUCCACGUCUCAGUCAUGUCUGUGUCAGACAGCUCCCUCCUGUCUAAGGCCCUGCGUCAGCACUACCUCACCCUCCCCCAGGGCAAGAAGUGCCAGGUGACCUACGUCUGGAUUGAUGGGUCCGGGGAGGGCCUGCGUAACAAGGCCCGAACCCUAGAGGAAGAGCCCAAGAGCAUCAAAGAUAUCCCCGAAUGGAACUUUGAUGGCUCCAGCACCGACCAGGCAGAGGGCUCCAACAGUGACAUGUUCCUCAUCCCUGUCUGUAUGUUCAAGGACCCCUUCACCUUCGACCCCAACAAACUCGUCCUGUGUGAAGUUCUCAAGUAUAACCGCAAACCUGCAGAGACUAACCACCGCCGCAAAUGCAGUCAGGUGAUGGAGCGUGUAAGUGAGCAUCACCCAUGGUUUGGGAUGGAGCAGGAGUAUACCCUCCUGGGGAUGGAUGGACACCCCUACGGCUGGCCCAAAAAUGGCUUUCCAGGGCCCCAGGGGCCGUACUACUGUGGAGUGGGAGCUGACUGUGCCUAUGGCAGAGACAUCGUAGAGUGCCACUACAAGGCCUGCCUCUACGCUGGAGUGGAGAUCUGUGGCACUAAUGCUGAAGUCAUGCCAUCACAGUGGGAGUUCCAGGUGGGUACAUGUGAGGGGAUAGCGAUGGGAGAUCACCUGUGGAUGGCUCGGUUCCUGCUGCACCGUGUGUGUGAGGACUUUGGGGUGGUGGCCUCGCUGGACCCCAAACCCAUGAAAGGGAACUGGAAUGGUGCUGGCUGUCACACAAACUUCAGCACAGAAGGCAUGAGAGCAGAGGGGGGACUAACACACAUUGAGGAGGCCAUUGAGAAACUCAGCAACAGACACAAAGAGCAUAUCCUUGUGUACGAUCCUCGUGGUGGACAGGACAACAUGAGGCGCCUCACUGGCAAGCACGAGACCUCCAGCAUCGAUGAGUUCUCUGCCGGCGUGGCUAAUCGUGGGGCUAGCAUCAGAAUCCCGCGACAGGUCGGUCAGGAGAAAUGUGGGUACUUCGAAGACCGCCGGCCUUCAGCGAACUGUGACCCGUACGCGGUAACUGGCGCCAUCGCUCGCACCUGCCUCCUGCUUGAAGCGGAAAAAGUUGAAGAGCCUUAAGGAAGGGCAGGGGUGCAGAAUGGAGGGUGUCACGUUCAACAGUCCAUUAAAUAUUUGGAAAAUAAGUUAAGCUGAGGCUCCAAUGUUUUGCCUCCGUGCUGCAAGUAAAUAAAUGUGGUCCUUUUGCUAUGGCCGAUAAACUUAUAUGUUUUGACUUGUUGUAGCCUUUGCGUAAUUUCAAAUUUCAAUGAACAGGCUUCAUUUUUUUUUUUUACAAUAGAUAAGGUUGACUCAGGUCUAGGCUUACCAAGGCAUCAAUGAUGAACGGUAACCUUUAUUUUGCCUAAAGACCACCUUCAUGUUUGGAUAGUAGACUUAUGAUGCGUUCUUACAUGCUGGUGACCGAUCAGUGCCUGGCAGCAUAACUAUGAAUUUGAGAAUGUAUACAAUCGUUUGAGAUGGUGGCAGUUACAUAAUAUGUGUGCUGUUUUAAUGUGAGUUGUGGGUUUUUGAGUGCAGUGUUUACAUUAGGAGUAACUACUACUAAACUAGUCAACGCCUUCUUGCUCAGAACUGUGCCGUUUUGACUGUGAUUUACUUACGCAAUUUAGCCACAAGGUGUCAGUCCCUCCUUUCUUGGAGCUAUUUACAGGCCCGCUGUCAUAUUUGAUGAAGGUGUGGUUGUUGCUUUGUUAUUUUUAUUGUGGUCAUCAUCUACCUUAAUAAAUCUUCUUUUCCUUAA
Messenger RNA from Clupea harengus (Atlantic herring), 2128 nucleotides. RefSeq names its product glutamine synthetase-like. Gene Ontology annotation, molecular function: glutamine synthetase activity. Gene Ontology annotation, cellular component: cytoplasm. The record is from RefSeq and is a predicted model, not a curated record. NCBI's taxonomy places the organism in Eukaryota, Metazoa, Chordata, Actinopteri, Clupeiformes, Clupeidae.